This is a messenger RNA of Bombyx mandarina (wild silkworm), 2492 nucleotides long. Its product is annotated as aminomethyltransferase, mitochondrial. Gene Ontology annotation, biological process: glycine catabolic process. Gene Ontology annotation, molecular function: protein binding; aminomethyltransferase activity. The record is from RefSeq and is a predicted model, not a curated record. Gene Ontology annotation, cellular component: mitochondrion; glycine cleavage complex. NCBI's taxonomy places the organism in Eukaryota, Metazoa, Arthropoda, Insecta, Lepidoptera, Bombycidae.
GUAAAGCAAGUUUAAUCUCUUUAAAUAUUGUUAGCAGUCAUCAUGUGUUCAAUACUUUUGUUUGCUUCCAAACUCACUAGAGGCAGAGUUAGGUUACCAGUUUUUUGUAAUUACCGACAGUAUAGUGAUGAGAAAAGCCCGAUUAAAACUCCGUUAUAUGAGUUACAUAAGAAGUACGGUGGAAAAUUAGUGAAUUUUGCUGGUUUCCUACUUCCUGUGCAAUACGUUGAUACAAGUGUUUCUGCUUCCCAUCUUUUCACCAGACAGAAUGCAUCGAUAUUUGACGUAUCUCACAUGUUACAAACAAAUGUCAGCGGUAAAGAUUGCUUGCCGUGGUUCGAGUCAAUUUGCCCCGUGGAUCUUAAAGGGCUACCGAACGGAUCGAGUUCACUGACUGUUUUCCUGAACGAUAACGGUGGGAUAAUUGAUGAUUUAAUAGUGACAAAAGUAACUGAACAACAGCUCUAUAUUGUAUCUAACGCUGGUCGUUUAGAAGCAGACAAGCAGCACAUGCUAGAAACUUCGGAAUUGUUCAAGAAAAGAGGUAAUGACGUGAAUGUCAGCUUCUGGGAUGUGAACGACAGAGCACUUCUAGCAUUACAGGGGCCGAAAGCAGCCAAAGUAUUGCAAACAUUGACUGAUUUUUCUUUAGAUGAUCUAGUAUUUAUGACAUCACGUGAGGGUCGUGUCGCCAAUGUUGGUUGCAGAGUGACGCGCUGCGGAUAUACAGGCGAAGAUGGUGUAGAACUCUCUAUUCCGGCAGAUAAAGCAAUCGCUGUUGCAGAAGCAUUGAUGGAAUCGAGUGAUGUGAAAUUAGCAGGACUCGGGGCCCGUGAUUCAUUGCGUUUAGAGGCAGGCCUUUGUCUUUACGGUAACGAUAUAGACGAAACGGUAACUCCUGUUGAAGCUAAUUUGACCUGGCUAAUAGCGAAACGUAGGCGACAGGAAUCCAACUUUCCCGGAGCUAACGUUAUAAUGAAACAGAUUAAAGAAGGAGUAUUAAAACGAAGAGUUGGUAUUAGAUUAGAGUCUGGACCUCCUGCUAGAAAAGAUGCAAUUUUAAAGGACCCAAUCAAUAAUAAAGAAAUAGGUAAAGUUACAAGUGGAUGCCCAACGCCCUCACUUGGCGGUAACAUAGCAAUGGGAUAUGUUUCCGAAGCAUUCAAAAAAGUAGGUACUAAUCUUUUGGUGAACAUUCGUGGUAAAGACGUUCCGUGUUCUGUGGCUAAAAUGCCUUUUGUGCCGUCUAAAUACUACAUUAAAAAAUAAAACCAUAAAAUUGCAAUUCAACAUUUAUUGUAUGCCUUCACGAAGGUAACAGGUAAAAUAACUUUACUAAAUCUAGAUAAACUUAAUAAUGGAAUUGUUGAAAACUAUCUUCUAAACCAAUGGAAUAAAAAAAAACCCUAUUAAAUAAUUUUAACAAUUCGUAUUACCACGCAUUGGUUACUAAAAUGUACACAUUACUAAACAUUGGAAAAUAAAUAUGUUUGAAAAUAAUUAUGAAACUGAAUUUAAAGGAAUGCUUUAUUUUUUGAACUUAUUGUCGUUUAAUACUGUUCUACUUCUGUCUUCUAAUAACUAUCACAGGAUGUUUCGUGCUUCACAAUUACAUGUUUAUAAAUCUAAUAACAUUUGGAAUGAUUUCUAAAAAAAUGUGCUCAUUUUGUGAUAAAAAAAUACUGCACAAUAAACUUGUGCUAUAAUAUCCUGUACUUUUCAUAUAUACAGCCAAGGUAAAACACAUGUAUUCAUUAAAUUUUGGGGCAAAAAUUCCAGCCUUUAAUAACACUAAUUUAAAACUAUAUUACAUCACUUAAGUACACUAACAAGACAGUUUGAGCCUUUAAGUACAUCACAAAUAUAUAUUAUCGUAUUUUGAGCCGACUGCAAAAUUCAAGUAAUGCAGUAAAACGAUAGAUAGUGUCAUUCUGAUUCCGUGUGGUAACGAUGACUUCCUUAUGACUUCGUAUGGUGUAAUGAAAAUAAGAUCUGAACUACAGGUGGCUUCUAACUGUAAAAUUUCACUACGAUUUUCAAGGAAACUAUACUCUAACACAUCAACUAAUUCUUAUAAAUGCGGCUUAAAAAUAAUACAUGUUUGAUUCGGUUUCCAGUUUUAAUAGUAGGGGAGCCCAAGCGAGAAUUUCGGGAUUAGCUUUAUUUAAGGUUCACUUAAAACACCCUAAGAAAAUUUGACGCGCUCGAAAAAAUCUUUUUUUUUUUCAUUUUCUUCACUUACCUACGACCACCCCCAUCGUGCAAACGAUCAGAUUACCAUACAUACAUUAUUAAAAAUAUGUAGGACAUUUAUGCUAACAAUACCUGACGCGCUCGAUUAUGUCCAUGCAACAGUUUUUUUUUUACAAAUUUGAAAAUCUAUAGCCGCUUCCCCCACCGAUGAAAAGGUAUACAUUAUAUGACAUUUUUUUCUUAUUACCAUCUAAGCUUUGCAACCGAAUAGGUCUCUAUGACGCUCGAUAAAUCCCCAU